CCGAGACCUUCUAAAGCCCAUAUGACGCCACCAUCUCUUCGGAUCCCAACGUUCCAUCUAGGCUCCGAUGCCUCUGUCUACACUAACACAAGUUCUUGACCUUGCACGCCUCGCUCGCUUGUGAGGUCUUCGGAGGACGAGGAGAACCAAUUGACGCCGACCAAAACACGACGUACAUGUACCGGGCGGCAGUGUCUCGGCGGGCUCCAGCACCCGCUCACUCACUCUCGAUGGAAGAAGAAUCGGAUGUCUCGUUCUCGCGGGCUGAGGAAGACGAAGAACAGAAUUCUGCCACGACCGAGAAGUUAGCAUGUCAUCGAUGCCGCCAGCGCAAGGUGAAAUGCGACCGGGUGAGCCCGUGUUCUCACUGUGUCAAAGCUGGGACACAAUGCUCAUACGCAACCGGCCCCAAGCCUAGAGAAAGGCGGCAGAGGGUCAUGGUCUCGAACGCAUAUGAUUCCAAAUUGGAUGCAAUAUCGAGGAAAAUCGACGAGCUCAGCCAGAAGAUGAGCCAGUUGAGUCAUGAGCCGACCAAGAGUAGAACCUCUAAACCCCUCGACUUUGCAGACCCUAUCAACAUCAACCAGGAGGAGCGCUGCUCGUCCCCCUCGUUCGGACCAACGCCAUUUUCUUCCUCACUCGGCUCUACACCAAACCAAGGGACCCUGCCGUAUAAUCCCAUCGGCGAGGGCGUCCGUGAAGUGCACUACAACUUUUCCAAAGCGGAGUACGAGGGCGAAUCGUCGCUUUUCGCUCACGCCGUCUUCGCUAGUCGGUUUCUACAGAAUGCCAUUAACAACACCACCAACGCCGAGGUCGCGCACGAGAUGGAAGCCGUCCUCGACGGCCUCAGGGCUGCCGUUCAUUCUGAGAAACAACAGUCUGAUACGCUCGAUAAACUGUAUCCUCAUGCCAAGGCGAUCCCACCCGGCUCGACGACCCGCAACCUCCCUUUGCCGCCCAUCGACAAGGUGUUCAUGUGCUUGCGUAUGGCCAGGGAAUGCCCGCAAGUGGCCACGCUAUGGUUGGGGGACUUUAUUAAGCCCACCCAGUUCAACGAUUACUUUAUCAAAAUCGCAUCGCCUGGUCCAGCUACCGAAGCCGACUUGAUCAUCGUCCAUUGCGGUCUUUACUGGCUGUUCUGCGAAUGCUCCAAAGCCGUCACCGACGAAGAAACGAAGCAAGACUACAACGCGCAGGCUUUCAUAUGCGAGGCGAACCUCGAGACUGUCCUUGCCAACCUUCGCUUUCAUCAGCCAACAAAUAUGGACUUCGCAUAUGCGAUGGGAAUGGCGUCGAUGUAUUGCCUUCAGAAGAGCAAGCCAUCUGCCGCGUGGAAUUUCAUCAAUUCGGCCUCGCAUAUGAUACAAGCUCUUGGCUUGCAACAUAACGUGCCUACAGGCGUAGAGCGGCCAGAAGAAAUGGCCCAGAAGAUGAACUUGUUCUGGACCAUAUACAUGACCGAGAAGAUGCUGUCGCUACGCCUAGGUCGUUCAUCGACCUUCCGAGAUCAGGACAUCACCCUGACCCGUCUUGGCAUGGAGCGUCCCAGCGGUUCUUUCUUGGCCGAACUGGCCCCCGGUUGGAUCAACAUGGCGAGUAUACAGGGCCGGAUAUACGACGACAUCUACAGUCCAGGAGCCCUCAUGCAACCGCUGCACAUCCGGACGUCUCGUGCCCGGGCUCUUGUAGCCGAGUUGAAAACUGCCAUGCAACAUGCGCAAGACAUCCACGAGCAUUACGAGGCGAGCAAAGGGCAAGUGCUGGGACUGGAUUACCACGAAAUAGCAAGACGUUCUGACCGAGUCAUCGGCCUUUGCAUGCUUACGCUCAUCUACCGGAGCAUCACCCCGGAGAAGCCAUCGACGUCCGCAUUUUGUCAAGAAUGCAUCGAUGCCGCCAGAGAUACGCUCCAAGAACACGACCGCUGCGUCGCCGUGAUCACCAAGGCGCGAGGGAAGACGGUGUUCCUUGAAACAUACAUCAACUGGACCAUCACCCAGUCUCCGUUCAUCCCCUUCAUCAUCCUGUUCUGCCACAUCAUCGAGACGUCCGAGGCCUCAGACCUCGAGCACAUGAGAGGUCUUGUCGAGACGCUCGAGUCUACAUCGAACUCCCGCGCACAUAGCACAUGCGGCAAGCAACGUCGCCUCUUCAAGGCGUUGUACGACGUCGCGGCCAAGUACGUCGAGGUCAAAUCCCGCGCGGACGGUGGGCAAGGGGGGAUGUCGUGGUCGAUGGCCCAGCAGCAAUAUGCCGAUGCGUUUGCCGGCACGACCUCGAACGGGAUCGGGCUCGGUAAAUUGGACUCUGGAGGAAUUGUGGGAGACCCAGGGACGACGAAUACUGCAGAUGCUCCUGGUCACAUACCGUCGCACGGCGAGGCUAACGGGGACGGGAUGGGGCUUAUGGAUGGGCUGGUCGGGCCUACGGCGUUGCAAAACACAGCAUUUGGGGAUGUAGACAUGGAGAUGGAUCUCUCGGGAGCUCAACUUUGGGACUGGUUCAACAAGAACCAGUCCAUCAUGAGGAUGCUUGAGGAUACAUAGAAAAAGGCGGUGGUGGUCUGGGAAGAUUUUCGAAGUGUUGUAGUAACAACUGUUCGACCCAAUUGAACUCAGACAAUGUCUAUCCUGUCUAUCCCCAAGAAAAUAGCGAGCUUUUGGCAUGUGAUCAGGUCAGGCCAGGCCAUGCACCUUCCAUCAUUUACAAAUGGCGCCCGUAGUUAUACACCGGGUUAUUCAAGGUAUAUUUACUCAUCAAAAUCAAGGAUCAAUUGCC
Messenger RNA from Aspergillus glaucus CBS 516.65, 2781 nucleotides. Its product is annotated as putative C6 transcription factor. Gene Ontology annotation, molecular function: DNA-binding transcription factor activity, RNA polymerase II-specific; zinc ion binding; DNA binding. Lineage: Eukaryota; Fungi; Ascomycota; Eurotiomycetes; Eurotiales; Aspergillaceae. The coding region runs from base 177 to 2549 and encodes 790 amino acids. Gene Ontology annotation, biological process: DNA-templated transcription; regulation of DNA-templated transcription. The record is from RefSeq and is a predicted model, not a curated record. The transcript has 7 exons.